Molecule: messenger RNA, 954 nt
Organism: Thlaspi arvense
Lineage: Eukaryota; Viridiplantae; Streptophyta; Magnoliopsida; Brassicales; Brassicaceae
Source: the annotation of a GenBank genome assembly
AUGCCGGAAAAGGCUAAUCAUAGUCCAAGAAUCUCAUUUUCUCAAGAUUUUUGCUACUAUGAUUCCAUACCAAUCGAGCAAAGCCCAUUACGACCUCCGUCCGAAUCUUCCUGCUUCAAUUUCGAUUUCUCAGUUCCCGGUGGUGUGAUAUACGGCGAGAGCUCGUGGUCCGCCGAAGAAUUCUUCUCCGACGGCAAAAUCGUCCCCACAGAAAUAAAAAAGAGACCCGAACCGGAGAUGAAGUCGUUUUCCGAAUCUUCUGGACCGGGUCGGCCCAAACCGGAGACGAAUCCGAUCGGAGACGUUAAACCGGUUCAUGAAAUAGACGAAAUAGACGAAAUCGACGACGAAGAAGAAUAUGAAGAAAUAAUGGUGAUAGAAGAGAAACCCAAUUGUAAGCCGUUUUGGGGGUUUAAGAAAGUCAAAAAGAGACCAGUAACUGUACCGGGGAACAGUUUACCCAAACCGGAAACAAAUCAAAUUGGAGAUGUAAAACCGGUUGUGGAAAUCGAAGGAGGCAAAGCAACGGUGGUGGAAGCAAAACCCAAUACGAUUCCGAACAGAAAUGUUAAACCGGUCCAUGAAAUAGAAGAAAUCGAAGAAGAGAAACCCAAUACGAAGCCGUUUUGGGGUUUCAAGAAAAGAAGCAACAGUAUCAUCAAUUCCGAAAUUGGAUUGCCUUUGCUUUCGAAUAACCAGACCGGUUCAAAUUCUAAAAAGACAGAAACUACGGAGCUUCAGGUUUCCUCGUCUUCAUCUUCUUCUUCAAACUCUAAGGAGCCAUUGAAGAAGAAUUAUUAUGGAGGUUACAAUUACGGUGGCAAUGGAGGUGAAAUUAAGGUGAACUCGUUUCUCGAUAUGAUUCCGUCGGGGAGUUUGUUUGGACUGGGAUCGAUAAUUUUCGGUAGUGGAAGCGACAAGAACAAGAAGAGAUCUUUGAUCUUCUAUUGGUAA